Molecule: messenger RNA, 3268 nt
Organism: Rhodamnia argentea
Lineage: Eukaryota; Viridiplantae; Streptophyta; Magnoliopsida; Myrtales; Myrtaceae
Product: calmodulin binding protein PICBP
Exons: 2
Coding region: 296-2860 (854 amino acids)
Molecular function (GO): calmodulin binding
Source: RefSeq, a predicted model, not a curated record
UUGUUGAAAGGGUCCCAAUAGAGACCCAAAUGUAUGCUAGUGCAUGUCAGCAUCAGACCGCAAUCUCAACCUCAUUCAAAUCCACCAAGAAACACAAAGAGGCUAACCUCAAGACCUAAACUUAACCACAGCAACAAGGAAUCUUUCCCUUGUUUGUUUUCUUGGAAUUCCAAAGUGGAAACUUGCCGUUGGCUUUCUUUUCUGAAGCUUCACCUCCCUGGUACCGCAGCAAAGGACACCCGUUUUCUUAUUCCCUCUGGUUUGUUUGUCCUAGUGGAUUUCUUUUCCUUUGAAGAUGGUCCAAAGAAAGGUUGCCGAUAAGCUUGGAAUCCAAGCUGAUCGAAUAAAGUCCGAGAAGCUAUCGGCGACCUUCAGACCCUCUUCUCAUCAGAACCACGACGGCAAAACCAGAGGGACUGACCUGAAAAAGAAGAUGAAGAGGUCAAGACCGAUGAAGCUCUCCAGCUUCGACGGCUCGAGAUCAGCUGCCUUCAAGAAGGAAGUAGCGCAACCCGGAAGACCGCCGCCCUGCGUUGCUCCGACUUCCGCAGCAGCUUUGCAGAAGCAGUCUCCCAUCAAGCCAAAGGGUGCUGUGCCUAACUAUAUGAAGUCCACCAGCUGUUCAGUUGCCAGAAAGGAGUAUUCUCAGGUAAUUUCGCAGACAACUAAAACUGGUUCUGAUACUAAGAAUCUGCAUAGAAGAACUUCUGGUUCUUCAAAACUGACCCCUGCUUCGUCUGGUAACACAUCCCCGAAGAACCUAAAGAGGUCAUCCAGUUUGAAACUAGUUAGGACUCUAACGAAGACCCCUAGUUUCAAGCCUGCAAGGUCAUCAGUCAAAAGGUGUUCCAAAGUAGUUCUCUGUGCAGACAUGGAUGCCCAGAGAGCUACCUGUUCUUCGACUCUGAAGGACUCGAAGUUUCCUGAAUACCUCAUGCUUAAUCCUGGCGGAACCGAAGCAGACGGAACUUCAGCGACGAAGGUCUGUCCCUACACUUAUUGCUCUCUCAAUGGUCAUCACCAUGCUCGAUCGCCUCCUCUCAAGUGCUUCCUCUCGGCACGGAGACGGUUGAUGAAGACCCAAAAGAAUGCAAAAGUAGUGCCUCUAACCCCAAACGAUGAGGGUCUUGAUGGUAAACCUGCUAGUGAGGAGGAAAAAAUUGGACUGGAAUUUUUUGUUGAAAUUUACGCUAAAACUGAAGAUGAAGUCUCUUCUUCCAUUGGAAGAGUUGAUAUUAAGGAAGAAAUGGUUGAGUUAGCAGGGGGAAGCAAAGAUGCUGAUAUCACCACUUACGAGGUAACUGCAGAUGAACAAAAAGCAAAAUAUGCAGAUGAUGAGCAGAGUGAUAAGAAACUAUCUGAUGUGUCGUCACAUUGCGAAGACGAUCUUAAGCGAAACCUAGAAGGGUAUAUUGAUGAGAGUAACAAAAUGGUCGAAGGUGAGAGCUUUUGUGGAGAAAGUGUCAAACUCCUGGACUCCUGUUCAGAAGAUUUGGGUAUGGAGUGGGAUGCGGGAGAGGAUGCUGUUUCAGAGCUUGAUGGAGAAGAGAUUUACUCAACAGAAGAGGAUAAUCUAUCAUGUUCAGAUAUUGAGUACAUAGCAGAAAUAGAAGAUCCUACUUUGCUCAAAAUAGCUGCCGUCGCUUGUCAGAAUAUUGACAGCAAUUGGAAGGAAAUUUCCAAUGAUCAAGCACUGAACGAAGGAAAGCAUGCAAGCUUUGAUGUCCAAAUGCCAAGCCUUGAUAUGGAAGUUGGAGGUGAAGAUGAUGCGCUGCGGGGUUCUGAACCUAGCCACGUCUUUGAUUACUUAAGCUACAGCGACGAUUCAUCCAUAGAGGAUGAAUUUGAAGAUGUGAAAAACCCCAAUGGAAGUGGACAAGCUUCACUAGAGGAGGUCCUCGCAGAAGUAAAGGCAUCCUUUGAAGAGGCUGAAGAAGAAAACGUUCCUGGUGCUGACAAUGUCAAUGCCAAUAUGCUUUUGAAUGCAGUCAGUGACGAAUCCAACAGCUUGGACAUGAUAGGCUAUGCCCCAUAUGAUCAGAAGAAUAAUGACGUUUCCCAAACAUCUGAGUUCGAUGCUCGUCCAGGUUUGACAGAAGAUGAGGAGGCACAAGUUCAUACGGAUCUUACCACCAAGUGUAGCAGCCUCGAUGAGGAAAUCCUUCACAAUGAUGUUGGAGAGAGAACAACAGAAGCAGAGGAUAAUCAUGAUUCUGCAUCGGUGGCAACAACCAUGAAUUCUGAUCAACCAUCCGAAAAUUCCUGCAAAGGUGAUGAAGACACGCCAACACAUGCAGUGGAUGAUGCUGAGGAGCAGGAAGAUCCAAGAAGUAAAAGAUCUUACCAAGACGAAUACUCUGGUGGAGAACCUCCUGAAAUGGAAGGAGGGAAAACUACAGAGCCUGAUUCAGCAGAUUCAAUCCUCAAAGAGGACAAUUCCACUGAAGUGAAGUCAACGAGGAUAUACUCCAGGUUGAAGUGCAAUCCUGAUGAAGAAACAUUUGAUUCCUUUAAGAAUUUGAAGGGCACAACCAGAUGUAAAAGAUCCGGUGAGCCGAGUGAGGACCUACGGAGUUUUAACCCGAAAGAACCGAACUAUCUGCCACUACCUCCUGAUCCAGACGCUGAAAGAGUUGAUUUGAAGCACCAGAUGAUGGAUGAUAGGAAAAAUUCAGAAGAAUGGAUGCUUGACUAUGCACUCAGACAAACUGUGACAAAGCUAGCUCCUGCUAGGAAGAGAAAGGUAGCACUUCUGGUCGAGGCUUUCGAAAAAGUCAUGCCAACUUCAAAGUAUGAAACCCAUCUUCAAAGCACAUCAGCAAGCUUCCCUCAUGCAAGACCUAUUCAAGCUUGCAGCUGAAAAAGAUCCCUAAAGCAAGGUUAUAAGCAACAGGGUGCAUUUCAAGCAGGUCGAGAGGUUUGGCAGGCAUCACAGGCUUGAUAGAGCAUACCCUAUUCGGCUCUUACAUUUCGGAUCGGGCAGCUUGGAGAAGGGAAUCAUGGGACAAACCUUGAACUGCUCCGAAGGCAGGCAAACUACGAGUGUCUACUUGGUGGCCAAAAAAAAAAAAAAAAAAAAACUGUUUUGAGUGUCAAGCUUGUUGAUAUAUAUGCACCGUCGGUGCAAUACAUGGCGUUUGAAUUUCCUUAUGAACAGGGUAUCCAUGUAGCCUCAGUUGUAGGGGCACUUGGCUCCAAACUCCCGUGACUUAUUCUAUUUGAUGUUUGUCUGAUAUAAUGUAUUGCAAGAUCAUGUUUAUGCUCUAAA